This is a messenger RNA of Numida meleagris (helmeted guineafowl), 5230 nucleotides long. RefSeq names its product V-set and immunoglobulin domain containing 4 (gene VSIG4). The transcript is spliced from 8 exons. The coding region runs from base 3074 to 4243 and encodes 389 amino acids. Lineage: Eukaryota; Metazoa; Chordata; Aves; Galliformes; Numididae. Gene Ontology annotation, biological process: negative regulation of T cell proliferation; negative regulation of complement activation, alternative pathway; negative regulation of interleukin-2 production. Gene Ontology annotation, molecular function: complement component C3b binding. The record is from RefSeq and is a predicted model, not a curated record.
AAUGCUUUAUGAAUAGCACGUUGAGAGCUUUCUAUCUUGUUCAGUCACCUUCUUCUUGGUGGUUUGCACAAAGCUUAGCAGUGCUUGUCACCCCUUUGCAGGCUAAAAAACUUAUUUGCAUCAUCAGGAAAAUUGCAGCAAACUUCUCUAGCCCUUGGCAGGCUAUUUCAAAACCUGGGGGUAAGACACAAGCUCUGUAGAUCUGGGCCCUAUGGGUGGGGUUGGAGGUCCCAUCUGCACUCGCUUCUUGUGAAACACGAACCUUUGUUGUGCUGCUUCUUACUGGCCAGAGAUGUAGGAGCAGAAAUACCAGAACGAAGAGCGAUAUUGGUCACUUUGUCAGAGCUGAAGAAAUGAUGCUGGGGAGCAUGUCAUGCCCAGUGUGCAGAAGGAAGGUGGGUGCCUGUGAUGAGCACGGCUGCAGAGUGCCUUACGGCCUGGCACUGCAAAGGGAGAAAUCAGUGCUUUCAAUUCAAAGCAGAGGUGCAGAAAUAUAAGGACAUGAAAGGCUUUUUCUUGAUGUGCUCAGAUGCAAAACCACAAGAAGUCUUCCAGUAAGAAAGAAAUGGGCUGUCUGCAUGACUCAGGGAGAACACUGACUGCUACAUCUCUGUCACAAGGGGAGAAAGAUGUAGUGCUGAUCAUGUUUGAGGAACUAUGGUUCUUCAUGUUUGGUUUAGUGAAGUAGUCAACUUUUAUCCUGUACAAUUGCAGCUUUGGGAAGUCUUGCAUGUCCGGUUAAAAAAAAUUGUCAUAUCAGUAAUUUUAGCUUCUUGCAGGGCGUGGUCCCACAAAUCCAGCUUCUUGCAAAGCCUUUGAAUAGGAGGUAGGCUACUGGAACAAGCUUCUGCCUCUGUUAUUUUCUUCAGCAACAUGACAGCUGCUGGUAAUUCUUAGCCCAGAGCCUCAGAAGAGUUUUCUGCACCAGUUUUGCCACAUUCAGCUUUUUCCUGCAGGCUGGCCAUGCUUAACAUAGUUCUACUGCAAAUUUUACUGUUGCAAGUUUUAUGGCAGCAAUAAGCAUAGCUCAGCUGAAAUCACAUUCCUCAGAUCAUCCAACUGUGGAUAUGCCUCCACCCAAAGAGUGAAACAAAACCUGCACUGUUUUCAUCAGUUUACUGACUUCAGAAAAUGGAGAUCAUCACUGGAUUUCAUUGGCCUGCACAGAAAGGAAGAGCUGCCCACCACCACCAGGCUGUAGCACUUCCACAGAACAGUCUGACUCAGCUGCAGCGUAACCAGGAUGGGUACCUGCAGUGAUGGGACACGGCUGUGGCAAGAUGAGAAACUGCCCUUCUCUUCCAGCUCCAAGAGAAAAUGGCCCCCAUAUUUCACACACAUCUGCCUUUGGCUUAGAAAUGCCAUUUGGUGUUUCUUUCAGCCCUUAGACCUCCCAUACUGAUGUGAUUGACUUCCCUGUGAGAGAAGUCUUCCAGGGGGCUCUGCUGUUUCUCUCCCUCCAUCAGUCUUUUCUUUCCUACCAAGAAGUCUGUGCGGACGGAAAUCUUCACCACUGACACAAUAAUGAGGAGUGGCAGGGGAAAUGAAAUUGUUUCUUGGAAGUACUUCAGUGCGUUGUGUUGAAUGAUGCAGCUGUUAAAAUUAUAUACUAACUGGAUGUUAAAAAUAUGACUAUUGAAAAAAUAUUAAGCAGUAGCUUUAAUGAAUAAUUGCCUGUUACAUAAUUCACUUGGUAGACUUGCUUUCAUAUAUAUUUAUUGUCUUCUGUAACUCCUCCUUUUUAUUAAUAUUUAUAUACUACACACAUAAUAAUUCUGUACAUAACACCUAUGAUAACAUUUGGAUCUACUUUUAAAGGCAUCCUUAGAUUGUGCCCAGAACACCUCCUAGAUCCAAGUCCCACUGCCAGCAGCCACAAGUCACUUCCCCAGAAAGCACUGCAUGUGCUUCCAGAGCACAAAACAUGACAAACAUGAUGGCUUUGGCUCAUGAGCCAGAUGACAGCAGCAGAAAAGUGCACCAAGAUAAUCUGUGAUGCUCUGAAAAUGAGAGCAGCAGGCAGCGAUUGUCUGUUCACCUCUGGAUGGUAAAAUCUUCUGUAGCAUUAACUGUGGAUGACUCCAGGUUGCUGACCUUCACCAUGCACCUUCUUUUGCUGCCCUAGCAAGUAUAUCUGCAGCUGCAUCACAACAGGGCACAGUUUCUGGGCAGGUAGAGAAAAAUGCAGCUUUUGUGGGGAAAUUCCUUUCAUAGUAAAGAGCAGGAUGUUGGUUUUUCGAUACUUCUCUGUGGAAAUAGGAAAAAAGUACAAUUUUUUGUGGUCUAGAAGGCUCAGUUGGGCAAAGGAACUAGAGCUGUUCCUUUUCCUCACUCAGGCCGCAGACUGACCUGCACGUAAUGUGCUGCUGAAGUCAGUGCAUGCGUGUGGUGGAAGAGCGGAGUAUCAUCAGCAAAGAAGGCACCAAGGAAACAAACGGAGCCUCAGAACAUUGAUCUCUGCCUCUUGCUCCUGCACAGUGUUCAGUGAGUAGGUGCAGGCACACCUCCCACCUGAAGGCUACUGUGCUUUUCCAUUUCUGGAUGCCCAGUUUUGAACCCUUGCAUGUGAUGGAAAGAGAUGCUGAGCCAUAUCAUCACACACAAGUCAGAGGUAGCUGAAUUCUUGCUUUUCAAGCAUUCUCAAGUUGGCUUUCCCUCAUUACUGAGUACUUGGUUAUGUGGCCAUCAUAAAGCUCGUUAUGAAGUGAAUGCAUACAUGGAAUAACUGAAAGAACAAAAAGGAAAAAAGAAAUAAAUAUUCACAGAACCGUGAAGAAAACAAAAGAGUAUUAGUCAGAAAAAGGCAAGAAAAUGGCAAGAGAAGGGGGUGGCGACCGGGGAUUUGAAAUAGAAAGAGACAGAUCCUGGCAGUCUUUGGUCAUCCUUCACCUCGGUGAAUGGACUCGUGAUAUUUCAAAAAGAAGGAAGGAAAAAGGACAGCAGCACAGCCUGGAUCCUAGAUGACACUGGACAGAAGAAAGGGAAGUGUUCUUGACUUGUCUUCUGGUCCAAGAAGUGUGGCGGUCUCUCACCAAGUGCAGAAGUAGGAGAGCAGACCCGCAGUUCUGCGAGAAUGGGAGGAGUGGUGCAGCUGGUGGCGGUGGCGAUGGCUUUUGUUGGCUGCAGGGCCCUGCUGGAUCUGUCUGGUGCCGCUCAGGUCAACGGGGAAUGGAUGGGAUCCACCACUUUACCAUGUACCUAUACGCCCUCAGAAGGUUUCACACAGCAGACACUCACUUGGAGCAUGGAGCGAGACCUUAGCACCUCCACCAUCUUUCGGAGGGAUGAUUCUGGUGACCACAUCCUGCUGUCUCGGUUCCGAGACCGAGUCAGUGUCCCAAGGCAUAGCCCAGGGGAUGCCUCACUCCAAAUCACAGACCUUGAAAUUCCUGACAGCGGACACUACUCCUGUCAAAUCACCUGGAGGUCUGAAAACUACAGCUUGAUAACAAAGGAGGUGAUCACUACAGUUAAAGUCAUCAAAGUGGCUGUGACCAAGCCUACCAUUGUGCCCGGAGCGCUGGGGCUGGCAGUGCCGGCAGGAGCCAAGGCCAGCCUGACCUGUGUGGCCCAUGGGUCCCCCCCCAUCAGCUACCGCUGGUUCCGGGCUGUACCGGGCAGGACAGGACAGCUCCUGGGCAGCGAGGCCGAGCUGGUGUGGAGCAGCUUGCAGCCCUCCGACGCUGGUACAUACUACUGUGAGGCACAGAACAGGGUCGGCUCAGGGACGGUGCAGCGCAGCGAUCCUGUUGAGCUGACAGUGAGAGAUCUGUCCGUCACGACGGAGGCACAGCGUCCAGCCACAGAUCUGCCUGUAGCAGCAGUGACUUCUGAGAAUGCUGUGGGAUACCCAGAAAAGGAUGAAACAACUCAGAGUUCCCAGAGGACUCACCUGUACCUGGUCAUCCUGAUUGCUGUGUUGGGUGGUGCUGUGGUUUUCCUUGUCAUUUUCGCUAUUGCUUGUGCUAGAAAGCCCAAAAAUGAAUCCAUUUAUGAAGUUGCUUUCCACAGCACUGCAGAUGUUGUUAGACUGGACACUGAUGUGGCAGUCCCUGCUAAGUGCAGAAAAGAGAAGAUACAUUCUGACACUGAAGAAACCUAUGAAACUGUUACCAUGGCAUGCAACAACUAUGAGAGCAUAGCAGGCAACAGCUAUGAGAGCACAUGCUUGAGUAAAAAUGCUGAGAGUGAGACGCUUGUGAAUGCAAUGGAAUCAGAAUAUGAAGUACAAAACUUUCAGUAGAGUACCAGCAUUUCCACAUGAGCAGCUGUGUAGAAGAUGGUGCUACAGAUACUGAGCGGUAAACUUUACCAAGGGAAACUUCUUCCUGUCUGCCUUCUCCUCUGAUAAAUGUACCAGUUUUACUGCUUUCUUUAACCCAGGGGAACUGCAUAACCGUCUUAGGAUUUGGCAAAUGAGUCCUUGCCCAUUGGUGCAGAAACCUUCAGCCACGUGGCUGUCUAUUCAUUUUUAAAUAGCAAAUAAUUUCUGAGCAGCCUGAAGGAGUGAAGUGAAAAAGAAAGGAUCUGAAGGAGUGGAAACAGAAAUGCCCUUUGCCUCCAGGUCAAGGUGUAGGUGGGUGCAACACUGCUAGCCAGUAAUGCCAGCAAGGUGCACUCUCAAGUGCAUGUUCCCUUGUUCGGGCAUACCAGACCGUGAGGAGCCAGGAACUGUACUGGAAAUGGAUGGCCUCUGGCUUUUACAGUUCAGCAAAUACUGUUUGUACAGCUUGUUUGUUCCUGAGUUGUCUUUCUGUUGUUGUUAGAGGAUAGUUAAGGGACCACACAGGGGGUCGAUAUCCCAGGAAUAUCAUUUUGCAAUCAAACUGGAGCUCAUCAUGUAGAGGAAAUGAGAAUAACCCUGUAGGUGAUGAGCCUCUUAACUGGCACCCUGUUUUUCUCCUGGCAAAGCAGAGCUGGCGUUGAAGGGAUUGCUAGCAGUUUAUUUUACGGUGUGGAAACCAGAAGCAUGAUAAAAAAGAAGCAUUGCAGAGAUAAAUUUGAGGCAUUUGGAAUAGUGACUGAGUAAGGGAUCUCCCUGGAUCCAACAGACUGACACUGGCUCACUGUAUGGGACACAACUAAAUCUGUCUGGUUACAACUGUGAUGUUCAUGCUCAUCUAUCUAAUGAGGAUGCUGUGAGCUUUUAUGUUUGUAAAGUGCCUUGAAAAGUGCUUGAUGUGUGCAAUGUGAUUUAUAUCCCAGGCAAAUAUGAAAUGCUUCAAAAGCA